UGACGAUGAGCACGCCGUUAAAAACUGCGUUUCUUCGAACGCUCGGCCUCUUGUUAUGGACUUUAUUUAGUGCAUGGUUGUUUGUGAAAGUAGAACACACGGAAAAAGAUAAUAAGGAAGAAAAAUAUCACUUGUUACUCUCGCUGUUCGAAUCUUUGGCAUCAAAAUACAACAUGAGCCUCGAGGAGUUCAAUAAGAUUUCUACAGUUGCAUAUGAAGCAUUAAGCGAGCCUAAACCUCAGUGGACCUACCACGUUGCAGUUACGUUCGUGAUUCAAGCUGUGACCACCAUAGGAUAUGGAUUCAUCACUCCUCAGACAUCCACGGGGCAGAUGUUGUGUAUCUUUGUAUGCUUACUCGGGGUCCCCAUUACUUUGCUCGCAUUGAAAUCCAUCGGCGAACUCAUUGCCAAAUGGGUCCACACAAUCGUCUGGAAGUUUGAAAAGGAAAUACUUAAAAGACCAGAACCAAAACAGAUGCAAACGAAGAGCGCAGUGAUCUUGUUCUCAUUUAUGGUGCUUUUGAUAGUGGUGAGUGCCUUAUGCAUUAGGGAUUCAAACUGGUCUUUCGUUGAAGGCGUCUACUUCUGGUUUGUAACAUUUACUACAAUCGGGUUUGGUGACUACAUUCUCUGGAAACCCACAAGGAUCAAAAAGUUAUCUUUGAAUAGGUCUAAAACUCACAAUAAUAAGUCAUCUGACGCACUGCAGAGGCAGACCACUUUCUCAAUAUUCAAAGAUCUACUCAAAGCGUUUUAUUAUAUUGUGGCGUUGUGCAUUGUGUCAAGUGUGCUAAACGCAAUUGCGGCGCUAAUGGAAGAGCGAAGAUUCCAUACCACAUGCCCUUGUUGUAUUCCACGAAAGAAAAAGAAAACAGAUCCAAAAGACCCCGACGAAGAAGAAAGGCAGACAAGUAUUCCUGAUGAACGCGAUUUUAAUGUGGAAUAUUCUGACGAAAAGCAAGUUAAUUUCAAUAUGAGGGAUGCAAACAUCCCAGUGGAAUUAGCUGACAUUUAGCAUUAGAACUGGGUUUAGGACGACAAGACACAUCCUAAACUAAUAAUUUGCGCACAGAUAGAAUUAAAAAUUUUUUUUUCUCAAAAUGGAUUUCUCGAGUGGAAUGUAUUUCGGUUUCAUAGUAUUUGCCACUAGA
Messenger RNA from Pocillopora damicornis (cauliflower coral), 1152 nucleotides. RefSeq names its product potassium channel subfamily K member 9-like. Gene Ontology annotation, biological process: potassium ion transmembrane transport; stabilization of membrane potential. Lineage: Eukaryota; Metazoa; Cnidaria; Anthozoa; Scleractinia; Pocilloporidae. Gene Ontology annotation, molecular function: outward rectifier potassium channel activity; potassium ion leak channel activity. The record is from RefSeq and is a predicted model, not a curated record. Gene Ontology annotation, cellular component: plasma membrane.